CCAUAAUUCCCACAGGAUUCUGCUCAAUGUGGCUGACAGACGUGCUCUCCACCGGGGAAUCUGUCAUUUUUUUACCAUAAGGUGAAGUGGAUAAUUAUAUUGUUACGCUUGUCGACGUAGUCAUGUAGCGAUGAUAAUUACCAGCAGUUCUUUUAGUAUUUGAAAUUAUCUCGCGAAUUUAGAGACAGAGAGUCGCUCUCUAAUGCCAUUGAACCAUCGAUUAGUUCGCAGAAGUGUUCCGAAGAUGACGACAACAGAUUUGCCGGGAAUAAUGGUGAUGAACGACUCGAAUUGCGCUAUUUGCGCAAUGGGUCCUCCUCCCAAUUUGAUUCUAUCCAUUCCACCUCCGCCCAUCCCCUCGUUUUUACAAUACGGAUCGGAGGUCCAUUCACAGACGGGGAUGCCCAUCGCGGGGGGAGUCAAUGGGACACUUUGCAAUCAUCAUUGCGAUUGGAAAGUUGAUGGCGUACAGUAUGUUGAGAUGCCGCAUCAAGGUAAUAGCAAUGGGAAUCUGUUCGAUGACACGUGGCUGCUGAUCCUCAUCCUCUCAUGCGUCGGGAUCAUUGUCGUCAGUGUUUUGUUGGUGAUUGUCCUGUUACGAUGCAAAUUCAAUACUAGUCAAAAAGGGGGUACAAUUUCGAUGCCGGCCGCAGCGAUAACCCAGCCGAAGAGCGCGCGCAUUCAGAAUGAGACGGUAUUGUAUCCGUGCACGGCGGACGGCAUGCAGGACAGCCGGAUAAUGUGGGCGACAUUAACGCCUCGAGGAACGACACGACAUUACCUCGAGGAUCACACGUACGAGACUGUGGGCAAUGGGAUGACGCCUAAACGCACGUAUCCAACGGCUCCCGUCGAAAAUAUUUACAUUGAACCGCCAGUUCCGUCGCCCGUGAGAUCGACACCGAAGGAGGAAAUUGCUUUCGAUAACACAGCAUUCGUCGAUUACGAAGAGCCACUGUCUAUCAAGGCGGAAUACUUUCAAUUGAAUGAUGUACUUGAGCCUAAUGAGUCAGAGCUCUACGGCUGUCAGCGAGAGACAUUUCGGCCCCGAGUGAGUUCUCCAACGAGGAUAGAGCACCCAAACCUGCCCCCCCUGAACCUCCACCCCCACAACCGCACGAUCCGCAAGAACUCGUCAAUCCAGCAAAUCGGUGCCGACACAAUCCUCAGAAAUAGUCUCGCCCUAGCCGCUUACACCCCCGACAUUUAAACAUUUUUUAUCAAAAUACUAAUCGCAAUGUUUUUUUUACAAUCGAAUGAAUGAAAGAACGAAUGAACUGACGAGAGGACUCACACUCUUUCUUCAAACUCAUUAUCAUCAACAAACUAUUGUACGUUAAUUGAUCAUGAUAACUAGCGAGUGAUAGAUUUGUCUAAUCUUAACUACAACAUUCGACAUUCGUAAAUAUUAAUAAUUCACUGUUCAACGGUUAAAAUGGAGUUCAUGGAGAUAAGCUUUAUCAGACGGCUGUUUCAACAAUUGUUUUUUUUUAUAUCUCGAAACGAUAAUUCAUUCUAUUUCAACUAUGACCAUAAAUCAUGUUGCUAUGUGUAAUCGUUACUAUUACUACAAGUAUUAUUACGAAUAAAAAAAAUUAAUUACCGAAAAA
Messenger RNA from Diachasma alloeum, 1610 nucleotides. RefSeq lists its product as uncharacterized. The transcript is spliced from 6 exons. The record is from RefSeq and is a predicted model, not a curated record. The coding region runs from base 203 to 1210 and encodes 335 amino acids. NCBI's taxonomy places the organism in Eukaryota, Metazoa, Arthropoda, Insecta, Hymenoptera, Braconidae.